This is a messenger RNA of Monopterus albus (swamp eel), 1248 nucleotides long. RefSeq names its product baculoviral IAP repeat containing 7 (gene birc7). NCBI's taxonomy places the organism in Eukaryota, Metazoa, Chordata, Actinopteri, Synbranchiformes, Synbranchidae. The coding region runs from base 1 to 1248 and encodes 415 amino acids. Gene Ontology annotation, biological process: regulation of cell cycle; positive regulation of protein ubiquitination; negative regulation of apoptotic process. The transcript is spliced from 9 exons. The record is from RefSeq and is a predicted model, not a curated record. Gene Ontology annotation, cellular component: cytoplasm; nucleus. Gene Ontology annotation, molecular function: ubiquitin protein ligase activity; cysteine-type endopeptidase inhibitor activity involved in apoptotic process.
AUGACGGAUGACAGGAGAACUAUGCUGCACAUCCUUGAAGAGCCUCAGAUGCAAAGAGAAGAGGAGAGACUUCAGACUUUUCAGAACUGGCCAACAGAUGCACCUGUCACAUCUGGAGAGUUGGCCAAAGCAGGCUUCUUCUUUCUAGGCCCCGGUGAUAAAGUCCAGUGUUUCUGCUGCAGAGGGAUUUUAAGAUGUUGGGUGCAUGGAGACAGCCCAGCAGCUGAGCACAAGAGACAUUUCCCUACUUGUAGGUUCAUACUUGGUCAAACUGUGAGGAAUAUUCCUCUCCAAGCUGGAUCCUCAGACUCUGUGGAUGGCCAGCUGUUAAGCCAGCUCCAGAGAAUGACUAUGGAUGAACAGGAGACAGUUGGACAAGCGGCAUACCCAGAGAUGGAGGUGGAGGAUUCCCGGCUUGCCACUUUCCACAGUUGGCCCACUGAGGCCUCAAUCCAGCCAGAUGUUCUUGCCAGAGCAGGAUUUUUCUACACAGGUCAUGGUGACAAUGUCAAAUGCUUCUACUGUGAUGGAGGACUGCAAAACUGGGAGCCAGGGGAUGACCCCUGGCAGGAACAUGCCAAGUGGUUUCCACGGUGUGAGUUUUUAAUCCAGUCAAGAGGGCAGGAUUAUAUCAGCAACAUACGGGAUACUCACUUCCAUCUGGGUGAGACUAUGGGCGGAUCACAGACCUCCACAGGCAGAGAUGUUGGCUCCAGAAGUGGAUUGCGAUAUACAGAAGAGGUCUGUGGUUUGAAACAUAUUAACAAAGAUAUGGUUGGAGGUCUGGGAGCUUCCCCAGCCAUGCUUUCUCCUGUGGUGCAGACUGUGCUUCAGAUGGGCUUUGAGGCCAGCGUGGUGGAGAGUCUUGUCCAGACCAAGUAUCUUUUGACAGGCCAGCACUACACUUCUGUGUCUGACCUUGUUGCUGAUGUACUGCAUGCAGAAGAAGAGGACAGGCAGAGGGAGCCACAGUACGGAGAUCUAGAGAUGAUGCAGGGCUCCUGCACUGGAAAUGUGAGGACACAAACACCCGCCAGAGAGAGAGCAGUGAAGGACCCCAGUCCAGAAGAUCUGCUGAGGCAGUUGCAGGAGGAGAGGACCUGUAAGGUGUGCAUGGAUAAGCUGGUAUCCAUUGUCUUCAUCCCCUGUGGUCAUCUGGUGGUGUGUGGUGAUUGUGCUGCCAGCCUGCGUCACUGCCCCAUCUGCAGAGCUGUCAUCAGAGGCAGUGUUCGCACUUUCAUGUCCUAA